AUGCCUCUCACUCACCAUCUCAUCAACUGGUUCAAUGUUUUCCCAACCCUUCCCAUUCUUUUUUUCAGUUUGGCUGAGAUGAAUGAACAACUAGCUUUCCGAGAAGCGGCUAGUAACGAGGUGAAGGAGGUGACAAUUUUGAAACAGGCGGAUUUCCCGUCCAUAUACAAAUGGGUUCAGGAUCGAUGUGUUUCUCCGGUGCGCGAAUUGACGUUUGCCAACGCCGAGGAGAUUGCCGAUGAGGGUUUACCGUUUCUACUCUUGUUCUAUGAUCAAAAGUCUGCUCAUUUAAAACGCCUUUUCCAUGAGCUAGUGAAGAACCAUUUGCAGGAAGAACGCCGGACGGUGAACUUCUUGACUGCGGACGGAGUGGUUUUCUCACAUCCGCUUAGUCAUUUGAACAAGACACCCAAAGAUCUACCACUGAUUUGCAUUGACUCUCUGGUGCACAUGUACAAACAUCCGCUCCCCGUGGAUGUCAUCCUGAGCGAUCCCGCUUAUUUGAAACAAUUCGUGGCUGAUCUUCACUCGCAAAAGCUACAUCGUGAGUUCCACUACGGACCGGACUCAGACCAACCGGAAAUCGCAAAAUUAAAACCCACUCCGGCUGCGUCCAACAAGCAGAUCAUCCACAACGAUGAACAAGGGCUUGAUCGCCGCGCAGACAGUGAACAGUUUAAUUGGCCCAAUGCCAAUGCAAUCAUUCCAGCAACUGCGGCGGAAAUCCCAUGUGUGAUAACAUGUGAGCCCCAACAACAGAACUAG
Messenger RNA from Echinostoma caproni, 765 nucleotides. NCBI's taxonomy places the organism in Eukaryota, Metazoa, Platyhelminthes, Trematoda, Plagiorchiida, Echinostomatidae. The record is from the annotation of a GenBank genome assembly.